Ostreobium quekettii is the source of this 1746-nucleotide messenger RNA. The record is from the annotation of a GenBank genome assembly. Lineage: Eukaryota; Viridiplantae; Chlorophyta; Ulvophyceae; Bryopsidales; Ostreobiaceae.
AUGCAGCGCGCGGUGCCGCGGGGCCCUUCCGCGCCCCGCCGCCCCCUCCUGCUGCUCUUGGCGUGCCUCUCGAUCGCACAAGGCAUCGAUGAGGGUGUCGGGCGGGCGGCAUGCGAUGAUGUGCCCGCGGAUUUGGUCGAGGCGGCCAACCUGACGAUCGAGGAGGAGGCGAUGCUGGAGAAGGUGUGCUGGCGCGAGGAGCUGGCGCGGGAAUGGCGGGAGCGUGGAGGUUUGGGGGCCAUCCCGGCCAGGGACGGAAUCCCGGCGGGGGUUGUGUGCAAGAAGACAUUGUGGUGUGACAGAUACAAGAAAACAGGAAUCUGUUCGGAGGUGUGCAAGCCAGGAACUGUCAGACUGGACGAAUGGCUGGUGAAUGCCAUCAGGACGCAGGUGGAGCUGGCAAGCCAACUGCCCUUCUGCUACUCCCAGUUUUCUGGCACACACAACAGUGCCAUCACCCUUGCCAAUGGCUACGGCAACAGGGACCUCCAUUUUCAGCAGUACUUCAAGUUCAUGAAACAUAUGGAUGCUGACGCCAAAUUUGAAACCAACGACCAGUGGUUCAGCUUGACUGAUCAAUUAAACAUGGGUGUUCGUCUGGUGGAGCUCGAUGUACACUAUGUAGAGCACAAGCUCCGGAUUGCCCACUGUGGUGGAAUUCACAGCAAACCAUUGGACGAUUUGGUGAAGGUGUUGAAUGUAGUGGCCAAGCUGUUGGGGGACCAUGUCUUUUGGGACUCAGAGACAGUGGGUUGCCAACCAAGCAUGAGUUCCAUCGGAGUGCACGAUGAAAGGCUGUUCAGAGAUGCCCUGCAGGAAAUAGCACUGUGGAUGAAUCGGACAGAGAACCAAGACCAGUUUGUGACCAUUUUGUUGGACGCGCAGAUGGACAUUCAGCAAUGGGGCAAACUUCAUUUGCUAAUGAACACAAUUUUGGAGGUGUUUCCAAAAGAGCUGAUCUUCACACCACCUGAUGUUGAAGCUUUCUUCGAGAGUGGCCCUUUGCCAUCGUUUGCACAGAUGCUGGCUCUGGGGAGACGUAUCCUGUUCAUCGUCGAUGAGGAGUGGUCCAGGGACUCAUGGAAGCUCAUUUUCAGCAACCGCCACAUGUGUGACUGGACUGAGCCCAGCCUGGGAGCCCUCCUUGUAUCUCCAAGCUGCUCAUGCAUCGUUGAACAACCUGGACAGCCAUGCGAUCCAACCAUGUAUGGCCAAGUGAUGCGUGUGGAGACAUGCGAGCUGACAUAUGGGGUAUUCGACUGCGGCCUGCACGCGUCUGACUCCGAUGGUCCGAUCCUCGACAAUGUCACACUGCCCCGUGCCUACGACUGUGGAAUCAACUUCCCCUCCCCCGAUUUGCUCACCCCGCAGCGCGCAGCUGCCACCAUAUGGAGCUGGGCCCCAGGGCAGCCACAGAAGAACUCCACUGCCAAUGGCCCCAUGUGUGUCUACAUCAGCGCGUCAGAUGGCCGGUGGCGCUCCCAACCAUGCCAAGCUGGGCUCCCAACCGCAUGCAGACAGGUUGGUCAUAGGCCACGUUGGCGAUGGGCAUUGGAAGAAUCGAACGAUGGUGGGUGCCCAACUGGUUUUGUGGCCCGUGCGCCACGGCAUGCACUGGAGAAUAGCGCUCUGCAGCGGAUGCUGCAGGGGGCAGGGCUGGCGGUAGCACGGCUGGAGUUGGAGCUGCCAACGCCUGGCAGGGAGCCAAUGAGGAAAUGGGGUUCGCCAGUUGUGGUGGAGGUGUAA